Monoraphidium neglectum is the source of this 669-nucleotide messenger RNA. RefSeq lists its product as hypothetical. NCBI's taxonomy places the organism in Eukaryota, Viridiplantae, Chlorophyta, Chlorophyceae, Sphaeropleales, Selenastraceae. Gene Ontology annotation, biological process: protein folding; chaperone-mediated protein complex assembly. Gene Ontology annotation, cellular component: nucleus; cytosol. The record is from RefSeq and is a predicted model, not a curated record. The coding region runs from base 1 to 669 and encodes 222 amino acids. Gene Ontology annotation, molecular function: Hsp90 protein binding; protein-folding chaperone binding. The transcript has 3 exons.
AUGGCGAAAACACCGAACGUUCUCUGGGCGCAGCGGCCUCACUGCGUCUACCUCACGAUAGACGUGCAGGAUGUGAAGGAGCCCAAGCUGGAGAUCACCAGCGAGGACGACGGCAAGCAGUCACGGCUCACGUUCUCUGGCACCGCGUCCGAUUCCGGCACCGAAUACUCCCUGGACCUCCAACUUUUUGCUGGCGUGGAUAAGGAGCAGUCCAAGUUCAACACUCUGCCGCGCCACAUAUUCCUUGUGCUAGAGAAGAACGAGGAGGGCAGCUGGCCGAGGCUGACUAAGGAGUCGUCCAAGGGGGACAAGCACAUCAAGGUCGACUGGGACAAGUGGGUCGACUCGGACGACGAUGCGGCGGACGACAUAGACAUGAGCGGCAUGAGCGGCAUGGGCGGCAUGGGCGGCGGCAUGGGCGGGCCCCCAGGCGGCAUGGACUUUGCGUCUAUGCUCGGCGGCAUGGGCGGCGGCGGGCUUGGGGGGGGCGGCAUGGGCGGCAUGGGCGGCCUGCCGCCGGGGAUGGAUAUGGAGAAGCUCAUGGCCAGCAUGGGCGGCGCCGCGGGGGGGCCCGGCGGCGAGGGGGACAGCGACGAGGACGACGAUGACGACGACCUGCCGCCGCUCGAGGCCGCCGAGCCGCAGCCGGCCGCAGCUGAGGAGAAGUGA